Molecule: messenger RNA, 1506 nt
Organism: Andrographis paniculata
Lineage: Eukaryota; Viridiplantae; Streptophyta; Magnoliopsida; Lamiales; Acanthaceae
Product: fe(2+) transport protein 2-like
Exons: 2
Coding region: 72-1160 (362 amino acids)
Biological process (GO): zinc ion transmembrane transport
Cellular component (GO): plasma membrane
Molecular function (GO): zinc ion transmembrane transporter activity
Source: RefSeq, a predicted model, not a curated record
CCGCAGUCAGAAUCUCCAAUCACUCGCUCACUCUCUCUCUGUCUGUCUGUUUCGACGGACGCCUUGCUUCAAUGGCUUCGAUUGGAUGCCAUUGCCUGUGGAUCUCGAUCUCAAUUUUCAUCAUCCUUAUUUCACUCUCGCCACAAGGUGCCGGCGUCGUCAGUGGAUCAGAUCAAUCAGAGAGCGCCACCGCUCCGCCGCCGGAAUGCGGCUCGGAAACCGCCGGCGGAUGCCGGAGCAGUAUUGGGAUCGUGACGCUUAAAGUCAUCGCCAUCGCUUCGAUUCUGGUGGCGAGCAUGUUGGGCGUUGGUCUGCCGAUGUUUUCCCGGGCGAUUCCGUCUCUCCAGCCGGAUACAAAACUUUUCGUGCUGGUUAAGGCCUUCGCGUCCGGAGUCAUCCUGGCGACGGGGUACAUGCACGUCCUCCCGGAUUCUUUCGACUGCCUGACGUCGGACUGCCUGCCGGAAAACCCCUGGAAGAAAUUCCCCUUCACUACAUUCGUGGCCAUGCUCUCCGCCCUUUUGACCCUCAUGGUGGAUUCCUACGCCAUGAGUUUUUACAGGAAGCGCAGAUCAGAAGCCUCCGCCUCAGCCGGCAAGGUGGAGUCGCAGGAUGUCGAGCACUUCCAUGGCUUCCAUGGAGGUAGCAGCGGCGCCGCCGAUGACAAUGUUGGGCAGCUUCUGCGCUACCGCGUUGUUGCUCAGGUUCUGGAGCUGGGCAUUGUGGUGCAUUCGGUAGUGAUCGGGCUAUCAAUGGGCGCAUCGGAGAACCCCUGCACGAUAAGGCCGCUGGUGGCCGCACUCUGCUUCCAUCAGUUCUUCGAAGGGAUGGGGCUGGGUGGGUGCAUAUUGCAGGCCGAGUACGGGCUUCGAAUAAAAGCCGUGAUGGUGUUCUUCUUCUCGGCUACGACGCCGUUCGGAAUCGCGCUGGGGAUGGGGCUGUCCCAUGUGUACAGCGAGAACAGCCCCACGGCGCUGAUCGUGGUGGGGUUGCUCAACGCCUGCUCCGCCGGCCUGCUCAACUACAUGGCGCUGGUGGACCUUCUCGCUGCGGAUUUCAUGGGGGCCAAGUUGCAGCAGAGCAUGAGGCUUCAGACAUGGGCCUACCUUGCUGUUCUGCUCGGCGCCGGAGGCAUGUCUCUCAUGGCGAAGUGGGCAUAGUAGUCCCUCCUACCUUAUCAACAUGAACAUGGAAAAGAGCAGGACAUCUCAUCCCCUGAAAAUAGCGGGAUGACUACUCUAUUAUUCUCCUUUUGAAUUCAUUGAUGAAGAGCUAUAUACACAGACAUACAGGGGUAAAGUGGAUGGAUAAAUAACAAAUCCUGUCAAGUCUUGGGGAUAAAAUAUGAUUUGAUAAUCAGGAUUAUUUCAAACAAAUCAACUCCAUUUUGAUUACUCCUUGAUUAACAUAUAUUUCUGGAUGAAUUCAACUUUGGUGUAUGACAUAUUUGCUUAGGCCAACUUCACUAGCUUGAAUUCUUGUUUUGCCACUUCACCCCAAUAUACU